UAACUUCAAUGAUGAAAAUGUGACAGAUUAUUUUAACACACAAUUGGACCAAAAUAACUUUGAUGAUGAAAAUGAGAUAGAUUAUUCUGACACACAAAACUCUGAUGCACAAUUGAAUCAACUUACAAGCUAUAAUGAUAAUACAAAUAUGGCGGAUAUAUCUUCGCAUAUGGAAAUAAUCGAAACUCACACAAGAAUAUAA
Messenger RNA from Racocetra fulgida, 202 nucleotides. The record is from the annotation of a GenBank genome assembly. NCBI's taxonomy places the organism in Eukaryota, Fungi, Glomeromycota, Glomeromycetes, Diversisporales, Gigasporaceae.